AUGCCGCUGUUCGGGAAAAAAGAUUCGGGCAAGAAAAUACGCAAGGACGUGAAGGAUGGAUGCGAAAAGUUGCCCAGCAUCGAUGACAAGUACGUCAUCAAGGAGCUGCUCGGGACCGGUGCGUUCUCGGAGGUGCGGCUGUGCGAGCACAAAGAAACGGCCCAGCAGUACGCCGUGAAGAUUAUCGACAAGAAAGCGCUCAAGGGCAAGGAAGAUUCGCUGGAGAAUGAGAUCCGUGUGCUGAAGCGGUUCAGCGCCCGGAGAAGCGACGGGAGCGGCGUACAGAGUACGGGGCCACCGAUCGGUGGUCCCCGGUUUGCGCACCCAAACAUUGUGCAGCUGCUGGAAACGUUCGAGGACAAAUCGAAGGUGUAUCUGAUCAUGGAGCUGGUGACGGGCGGUGAACUGUUCGAUCGGAUUGUGGAGAAGGGUUCGUACACCGAGCGGGACGCGUCAAACCUGAUCCGGCAGGUGCUGGAAGCGGUGGACUAUAUGCACGAGCAGGGCGUCGUGCAUCGGGACCUGAAGCCGGAAAAUCUACUCUACUACAGCCCGGCGGAAGAUAGCAAGAUCAUGAUCAGCGAUUUCGGCCUGUCGAAGAUGGAAGAUUCCGGGUUUAUGGCGACGGCGUGCGGUACACCCGGGUAUGUGGCGCCCGAAGUACUCGCGCAGAAACCGUACGGCAAGGCUGUGGACGUAUGGAGCAUAGGCGUCAUCUCGUACAUACUGCUGUGCGGGUACCCACCGUUCUACGACGAGAACGAUGCGAACCUGUUCGCCCAGAUUUUGAAGGGCGAGUUCGAGUUUGAUUCACCGUACUGGGACGAAAUUAGUGAUUCGGCGAAAGAUUUCAUCCGCAACCUGAUGUGUGUGAAUGUGGAGAGGCGAUUCACGUGCAAGCAGGCGCUCGCCCAUCCAUGGAUAUCGGGCAAUGCGGCAAGCAGCAAGAACAUCCACGGCACCGUGUCCGAGCAGCUGAAGAAGAACUUUGCCAAAUCGCGCUGGAAGCAGGCCUACCAUGCGGCAACCGUUAUACGGCAGAUGCAACGAAUGGCGCUAAGCAGUGGGGGCAGCGGUACGGGUAGCGGUGCGUACGGCCGCAGCUCGUCGCGGAUAAGCAAUGCACCGGCGGACGGAACUAACUCGGGUGCGGCCGACGAACGGCCAGCCGGACAGACGGACACUACUGCAUCGAGCAGUAAGUAA
Messenger RNA from Anopheles marshallii, 1206 nucleotides. RefSeq names its product calcium/calmodulin-dependent protein kinase type 1 (gene CaMKI). Gene Ontology annotation, molecular function: ATP binding; calcium/calmodulin-dependent protein kinase activity; calmodulin binding. The record is from RefSeq and is a predicted model, not a curated record. Lineage: Eukaryota; Metazoa; Arthropoda; Insecta; Diptera; Culicidae. The coding region runs from base 1 to 1206 and encodes 401 amino acids. Gene Ontology annotation, biological process: protein phosphorylation. The transcript has a single exon.